This is a messenger RNA of Lepisosteus oculatus (spotted gar), 4192 nucleotides long. Lineage: Eukaryota; Metazoa; Chordata; Actinopteri; Semionotiformes; Lepisosteidae. The record is from RefSeq and is a predicted model, not a curated record.
UUUCACAGCCGCCAUUUCGUCUAGUCCUCUGGUGCGCAGUAAGGAGAAGUUGUUUUCUUUGGACUGUACAGAAGACGUCUUCCGCGUCCGGCAGCCGUGGUGGGAGCUGACCAGUUCAGAGGUUCAGGAACCCAGGCGGAUCUCUCUGGGGUCCGAUAACGAGCAGAUUGAGCCGACCUGUGAGACCGAGCUGCGCUCUCCUGCCUUCUGACGCGUCUCCCGUCGGCUGCGCAAAGGACGCUAAACCAUGCCGGCCUUUGACAACUGCCUUGUGGCCCUGGAGGUGAAGGACCUGCACAUCGGAGAGAAGAAGAAGUUAAAGGCUGCAAUAACAGACAAUGGGGGGAGCAUUGCUUUUGUCAUCAACAAGAAGUGCACCCAUGUCGUUGUCAGUAACCUGGACAGCGUGAGCUCCAACCGCCUGAAGAGCAUCCGCAGGUUCCAGGUGCCGGUGGUGGGGGUGGAGUACGUGUCUCAGUGCCUGGAACAGGGGAGACUGCUGGUGGUGGAAGGGUACUCUCCAGCUCUGCCACAUCCCCGUGACCCCCCUCGCACCCCAAAACUGACAGGUCAGCAGCCCAGAGAGCAGCCAAAAGACCUUCCGGAGCAGAAUGAGGAAGAGAAGGCUGAGGAAGGCCCAACACUAGGCCAUUUCAGGGUUUAUGGUGAGAAUGAGAAAGGCUUGCCGACAUACCCAGAAGAUUUCCAGGUGGCCAAGUAUUCUGUUUUUGACAAGGGGGACGGUGUGGCCGUGGUGGAGCUGCAGUGCUGUGCGGGGAACCCAGAGCUGCCGUUCCGCGUCGCUCGGCGGGAGGGGGAGCGCUGCAGCAGCCAGGUCCUGAAGACCAGAGGAGACCUGAUAUUCACUGCCACGUCAGAAGCUGCCCUGCAGGCCUACGAGCUGGUGACGAGGGAGCUGACAGCUCGGGGCUUCAGGGAGCUCCAGGAUCCCAUUGGGGAAGCUCGCUUUCUGGGCUCGGAGAAACUCCAGGAGCUGCUCCUGGAGGAGAGUCUGAACAGCAGCACCAUCCCCCGGGAGGUGGGGGAGUUUGUGGAGCUGCUCUGGACGGAGGCCCUGGGCUGCCUUGGCGACGUGCUUGCCACCCCCGUCUCUGCCAUCAGCCCUGGGGAUGUCAGCAGAGCUGAGGGCGCCCUGCUGCAGGUGCACAAGGCUCUGAGCGCUGGGGCCGGUCACAGCGAGCUGGCUGCCCUCAUGGCCGAGUUCUACAGAGCCCUGCCCCACAAGGACCCUGCCCGCCCCACCCCCACGGCCAAGAUCCUCUCUCAGAAAAGAGACCUCUGCCAGCUCAUCAGGGACAUCGUCAGUGUGAGUGAGGCCACGCUAUGGAGCUCCACGCCCUCCUCUCUGGCCAAAUACCGAGCCUUGCGGUGCAGCAUGGAGCAGGUGCACCCUGGCAGUGCCGAGUUCUCAGCCGUGGAGAAGCUGCUCCACGACAGUUCCAGGCCAGUGCAGAUCAAGAAGGCGCUGCGCGUCUGCAGGGCGGCGGAGCUGCAGAGCUUCCGGAGACAGCUGGGGAACGUGCGCCCGCUGCUCCACGCCUCCGCGCCCGGCAGCUUCGUGGGCAUCCUGUCCAGGGGCCUGCUGCUGCCGAAGACGGGUGUGGAGCAACAUGGGAUUGAGAGGACCGAUGCUGGGACCCUGGGCAGUGGCAUUUACUUCAGUGACGCGGUCAGCACCAGUAUGAAGUACUCGAAGCCCAGCGCCGCUGAUGGCACGCGUGUCCUGGCGGUGUGCGACGUGGCUCUGGGUCAGUGCAAGGAGCUGGUGAAGAGGGACUUCAGGCUGGUGUCGGCACCCGAGGGCUACCACAGCGUGCACGGAGUCAGACGGACCCCGCGUGGCCCUUCCGACUUCGAGGAUGAUGAGUAUGUGGUGUACGAUACGAACCAGGUCCAGCUGAAGUACGUCGUCCAGUUCUCGGCGUGCGAUGACCAGGUCAAGGAGUUUGAGCCCUCUGUUGAUGUUUCCGCUCAGCAGCUGGAGCAGCUGGAGCAGCCUCUGACCUUCGACACAGUGUCUGAGCGCGAAGCAGACGGCCCCGGGGAGUACAGGGACCCGCUGCGGGAGGUGACCGUCGGUCUGCAGGACAGCGCUGGCCGGCCCCUCCUCCUGCAGCGCGUGCACGUCAAGGGCAAAGUGAUGGACCUCCUAGCGCAGGUCGUGGUUUUUCAGACCUACACCAACCACAGCGCUGUUCCCAUAGAGGCCAAGUACGUGUUCCCCCUGGAUGAGUCGGCAGCGGUUUGUGGGUUUGAGGCCUUCAUUAACGGGAAGCACGUGGUGGGAGAGGUGAAAGAAAAGGAGCAAGCUCGGAGAGAAUACAGAGAGGCCAUUGAGAAGGGGCACGGAGCUUACCUCAUGGACCAGGAGGCGCCUGAUGUGUUCACUAUAAGUGUUGGCAACCUCCCUCCGGAGUCCACGGUGCUGAUCAAAAUCACCUACGUGGCAGAGCUCACCGUCAGCCACGGCGACAUCACCUUCCGCCUGCCGGGCAGCGUGGCGCCGUGGCAACAGAGCCACGCCCUCACCCAAAGGACCCAGGACACAGUGGGCAAGGUUGCUGUGAAUGAGGUAGAGAGCGAGAGGUGUUUUGCCCUGGACAUGUCAGUUGAAAUGCCCUACGAGAUCACAGACAUCCGCUCUGUAACACACCAGAUCGAAAUCAAGAAAACGCAGUGCAAGGCUGUGAUCAGCACAGAGGGAGGCAGCUCUCUGGGGGCCGAUGGCUUCCUUCUGUCCAUCACCUUGGCUGAGAUGCACCUGCCCCGAAUGUGGGUGGAGAAUCACCCGGAGAAAGACAGCCAGGCGUGCAUGCUGGUGUUUUAUCCCGAGUUCGAAUCCAGCGGUGAGGUGGGCGCCGGCGAGGUUGUUAUUGUCCUGGACUCUUCCAAUUCCAUGAGGGGUUCGGCACUACAGGACGCCAGGAAAAUUGCUCUGCUGGUGCUGAAAGCCCUGAGCUGCAAAGUUAACGUGCUCUUCUUUGGUACAGACUAUAAGGAAUUGUUCCUCUGCUCCCAGGACUGUAAAUCUUCCUUUGAAGCUGCCAAGAAGUUUAUUAUGACCAAUCCACCAGCGGGGGGCGGCACUGAGCUCUGGAGGCCGCUACGCACUUUCAGCCUCCUGGCUCCCUCCCGAGGCGUCAGGAACCUCCUCCUGAUUUCCGACGGACACGUGCAGAACGAGGGGCUCACCCUGCAGCUGGCCAGGGAGAAUGUCCCACACACCAGAGUCUUCACGUGUGGCGUCAGGUCCGCAGCCAACAGGCACAUGCUGAGAUCCCUGGCUCGGGCCGGAGGCGGAGCCCACGAGUUCUUCGACGCAAAGACCAAGCACACCUGGCAGGAGAAGGUGACGGCCCAGGUGAAGCGCAUGGCCUCUCCGGGCUGCAGCUCGGUGUCGGUGAAGUGGCAGCAGUUCCGCUCCGGAGCGCCCCCUCCUGUCCAGGCCCCUGCGCAGCUGCUCUCUCUCUUCAGCGACUGCCGCCUCCUCGUCUACGGGUUCGUGCCGCACUGCACAAGGGCCACUCUGACGGGCAAGGUGAGCGAUCGGGAGAUCGAGACCACGGUCGCCACCACAGAGCUCCAGAAGACCAAAGGCACGCUGCUGCACACACUCGCGGCGAGAGCGGUCAUCAGAGACUACGAAGAGGGGAGCCUCCACGCGGAAGAAUCGGAGCACGAGGCGAGGAAAGCAGAGUUAAAAUCGUACAUCAUUGGCCUGAGCAAAGAGUACUCAGUCGUGACGCAGUUCACCAGCUUCGUCGCCAUUGAAGAAAGGGAUGAAGAAAAGCAAGAAUUUGGUUCUACAGACAUAGAGGAGCUGAUUGCAAUGGAAGAUGUGGACUGUCUGCCUUACUUGGAGUGGGAGAGUCGAAACCAGGGUUCUAACCAGGAAAAUGAGGAGGAAGACGAAGAAGAGAUGGACAGAGAAGACCAUGUGCUUCAGUCUCAUUCUUUGUCUGAAUCUCAUUAUGAAUGUGCCGAAUAUACAUUUCUGCACAUGCCUCUGUUUGAGCAGAGUGAAGCCCAGCUGAACGUUCCCUAUAUAAAACCUACAUUUUCGUGUGUGACCUCCAUGGCCCAGUCUCCUUCCCCGCCUGUCGCUGCGCCGCAGUGCUCUACAGCGGGCUUCCUCUUUUCUGCUUCAAGCUUCCACCCCCCUGCAGCACCC